Messenger RNA from Phalaenopsis equestris, 474 nucleotides. RefSeq lists its product as uncharacterized. The annotation marks the transcript as partial. The transcript is spliced from 3 exons. NCBI's taxonomy places the organism in Eukaryota, Viridiplantae, Streptophyta, Magnoliopsida, Asparagales, Orchidaceae. The record is from RefSeq and is a predicted model, not a curated record.
AUUUCGAACAAGCACAACAAGAGACAAGCCUGCUCAUUCUCGGCUCGUUUACAGCCCUUUCUCGAAGCAAGAUUUCAAUCCAACUCUUCUCCGGCGAGCUACACUUCGGGGUUCGGCCUGAGAAUCCUCUUCAUGCAUGGCGGCCGCUACUGGCUGCUGCUCCUCACUAUUUUCGUUUUCAGUCCUGGUCACAUCCUCUUCCUCCCAAGCAGAAAGAACCUCGAGGUCCUUCAAGCUUAGGGAUGGGUGGACUUUGCAGCGGUCAAACCCCGUAGGUUUAGGAAUGAGCUGGCUUCAAUGCUCUGCACGAAGGGGGAAGUGCAGAUGCAUAUCGAGGCUAAAAUGUUAUGGCAGCAUCGUCAAAGUGCGCUCAUCUAACGUAGAUCUUGGAGCUGGGAGUUACGAAGAUGGGAGUCGCGAGGACAGCCCAAGGAAUCUCGCCAACGGUUCUAAUUCUCCGGCUUCUCCUAAAUU